CGCGAGAGUCCAGACCCCAAGCCCCGCGAUCCCCAUGGCCUCCGGCGAGGGCACCGGAGGCUCGAAGGCCGCAGAGGCCGGCGGCGAGGCGGAGAUGGAGGUGCAGGAGUCGGAGCUGUGCCUCGACCUCACGAGUUGCCAGCUGCACGAUCUGAGCGAGGUGGAGAUCCCGUCCACCCUGGAGGAGCUCGACCUCACGGCGAACCGCCUCGCCGCGGUGGACCCCCGCAUCGGCCACCUCACCGCCCUCCGCAAGCUCUCCUUCCGCCAGAAUCUCCUCGAAGACCACGCCGUCGCGCCCCUCUCCACCUGGGAUGCCAUCGCCGGGUUACAGGAGCUGGUCCUUAGAGAUAACAAGCUUACAAAGAUCCCCGAUGCCAGCAUCUUCAAGAGUCUUCUGGUCUUUGAUGUUUCUUUCAAUGAGAUACCGUCCUUAAAUGGGUUAUCUAAAGUUUCCAGCACAGUGAAAGAACUCUAUGUUUCAAAGAAUGAAGUUGCCAAGAUGGAAGAGCUUGAACAUUUCCAUUCAUUAGAAAUGCUUGAACUUGGUAGCAACAGACUAAGGGUGAUGGAAAAUCUGGAAACGUUGACAAAUCUGCAAGAGUUAUGGCUUGGAAGAAACCGAAUCCGGACAAUUAACUUGUGCGGUUUGAAAUCAAUCAAGAAAAUAAGCUUACAAAGUAACAGGCUGACUGCAACGAAUGGGUUACAGGAAUGUGUUGUGUUAGAGGAACUGUACCUCAGCCAUAAUGGAAUCCAAAGGAUGGAAGGUCUUUCUACCCUGCAGAACCUUCGUGUUUUAGAUGUUUCAUCUAACAAGCUAACCGCCGUGGAAGAUAUAGAAACAUUAACCAGGUUAGAGGACUUGUGGUUGAAUGACAACCAAAUACCAUCACUGGAUGGGAUAGAAUCUGCUUUGUCUGGUUCACGAGAGACGCUAACAACCAUAUAUCUUGAGAGAAAUCCUUGUGCAAAAGCUCCAAACUAUUCAUCCAUAUUGAAGAAAAUAUUUCCAAAUCUUGAGCAAAUUGAUUCGGAUAUGCUAACAUGAAGCAAUCUGGCUCACUUGGCAGAUUGUUAAAGGUAGUUAAAUUAUCAGGUGCGGUGCUUAUAUAGGAGGAAUUUGUCAGCAUUCGGCAGUCAUCCAGUUCAGAACAGAAAAUAUAAGCUCUUGGUCAAGCAAUGCUGCAGUUUUGUACUAGUUAUCUGGGGGAAAUAUCAGAUGAUAUCACACUUCACAUGAUGCCAUGUUACCGCAUCUCAAAAUUCGAAGUUUCAAGUGUCUAUUUUUUUGAAAACAAAUGUGAGCGUUCACAAGAUGUGUGUUUACGGAAAAACCAAAAAGACAAAUCGAAAUGGGAACAGUGUCUUUUGUGCUUUGCA
This is a messenger RNA of Lolium rigidum, 1383 nucleotides long. RefSeq names its product protein phosphatase 1 regulatory inhibitor subunit PPP1R7 homolog. Bases 35 to 1051 code for a protein of 338 amino acids. Gene Ontology annotation, molecular function: protein binding. Lineage: Eukaryota; Viridiplantae; Streptophyta; Magnoliopsida; Poales; Poaceae. The record is from RefSeq and is a predicted model, not a curated record. The transcript has 6 exons.